This is a messenger RNA of Bursaphelenchus xylophilus (pine wood nematode), 1746 nucleotides long. The record is from the annotation of a GenBank genome assembly. Lineage: Eukaryota; Metazoa; Nematoda; Chromadorea; Rhabditida; Aphelenchoididae.
AUGCAUUUUUUUGUUUUCGAUUUUACGCUCACCGCGGAGGCGCGGCGGAGACUUCAGAUUUCGGUGGACGUUGUUUUGGGCCUUCGUCUGUUGCAAUUCAUGUUGGAAAAGAGGUUGGGGUGAUUUUUUGUUGUCAUCCGAUGCACAGAUGGCAAAAAUUUCGUGCUUUUUUUCCCCGGCGGAGGAUUUGGCGGAGGCUUUAUUAAAGGGUAAAAGCAGUCUUACGAGUCCGGGAAAAAUCUCAGCUACAAGAAUCCAUCAGGGCAGCAUUGUCUUUCAAAGAUUUUUGAUUUUCUUGGUCCGGCGAACAAAUCGGCGGAGUUUUGUUUUUACCCUUUGAUAAAACCUCCGCCGACUCCUCCGCCGGCGAUAAAAAGCACGAAAUUUUUGCCAUCUGUGCAUCGGAUGACAACAAAAAAUCACCCAAACCUCCUUUUCCAACAUGAAUUGCAAAAACCAAAGGCCCAAAACAACGUCCACCGAAAUCUGAGGUCUCCGCCGCGCAUCCGCGGAAGUGCGUAAAAUCGAAAACGCAAAAAAAGCAUACCGUAAAAUCGGUGGAUGUAUUACGUAAACUUGAUUUCAGCCGUUGCAACGGCGUUUCCGCCACGUAAUACGCUGUGAUUUUUAAAAAAGGCCCUAACUUUCUCCGCCGAGAAAUGGGCCCUCCGCCGACGAAAAAAAAUUUUUUUUGAGAUUCUAAAAACGCACGCUGUCAAUGUUUAGAAACAAAAAGAAAUUCGUUGAUAGCUGCAAAGAACACAAAAUUAUAAGCAAAUCAUUUGUUCCAAAUUUCUUGAAACACCCUGUAUAAUAGCUCUGUAGUUUUAAGGGUACCUACGAAGGCUGUGAAGACUCAUUUAGUUCCAUACGGAGGCUAUAAGUUUAGUUCCGGGCAUGUUUCAUCGUAUAAAGUGUAAAAUCACAGGCUGCUUUUUGAAGGGUAAGGUGGUACGAAAAAAAGAAGCUACCUCAUUAACUAAAUCCACUGUCCGGGCAUUGACAACGAUGAAUUGAGGACGCUAAAAUUUGAGCUAAUUCCGACCAGUUUCCGCAAAGUUAUAAGUUGUGGCCAAAAUAAGGAACUUUUACCAGGUUGUUUUUUCAUCGUGGCUCUUCUGUUUCCUGAGUUCUUUCGGGUCGAAGUGGAUGGAAGUGUGGGGGUGAACGAAAGUCCUUGUUCGACGUGCUUAGUCAAUUCUCCAAAAAGGAUGUCAAAGAUGUUUGUCCAGAUGAGUACCGUAAGUCAAUACCUGUUAAUUUUUGCAUUGGGCGUAGAAUUUUUUGGCAUUCUAUGAUAUACUUCAGAGCUAAAAACGCAAAAAAUAAGACAAAACAAGAGAAUAUCAUUCAGAUUAUAGGAUUCAAUGGCCUCAUUUUAAGUUUUUGUCUAUAGUUUUUGGUCAAAAUUAUUAUAAUAUAUAAUAAUGCUUCAUCCAUGAUGCUUUGAGCUUAUCUAGCUUUCUAGUAAACUAACUACAAUUUCGCACCGCAAUUUUAUAGUUAUUUUUACAGACUCAUCAAGCUAUUUUAGACAUGUUCAACAACUGUUGCAAGGCCCACGACCUUUGUUAUGGCGAACAACUCGCCCAAAUGUAUUGCGAUGAAAUCUUCUGCGACUGUGUGAAACACUCCGAGGGAUGUAUGUCAGUCGCCUUUGCAAUGUGCAAAGACGUAAAAGUCUUUGGAUAUGAUGCCUACAAAAGAGCAGGAAAAGUCAAGGAUUUAUCGAAAAAGUUAUUUUGA